Molecule: messenger RNA, 1627 nt
Organism: Melanotaenia boesemani (Boeseman's rainbowfish)
Lineage: Eukaryota; Metazoa; Chordata; Actinopteri; Atheriniformes; Melanotaeniidae
Product: rho-related GTP-binding protein RhoU-like
Exons: 4
Coding region: 560-1411 (283 amino acids)
Biological process (GO): small GTPase-mediated signal transduction
Molecular function (GO): GTPase activity; GTP binding
Source: RefSeq, a predicted model, not a curated record
UUUAUUUGAAAACUUUCCUUCUGCAUAAGUUAUGGUCAUUUUCUAAGAAUUAACAACAAAAAUAUUUACAUUAAAAUAAUGAACAAAAACAGAUAAAUGAAAACAAACACGCUGUUUUGACCCUUUUUCAGAAAAGGACUAAAACAUCUUCCACAUUUAUACCAAUCUGGAUGUUUAAAGUAUUUUCAUCUUUAAAUCGGUUAAAGUUGGAGAGGAACUGUGUAUUUGGCUGUGUGGGAUAAAGGAUUCCUGUAAGCUCGGUUCAUUUCACUUGGAAAUCUCUGGAGCUUCAUAUGGCGCUGCUCUCAGUAAGCCUCUUAGGACGCACGACCACAACAGAUGUAGGGAGAAUGCCAAUCAGGAGCUCCUGCUGAGCGGAGAAACUCGACGGCUGCGCCACCGCCUGCUCCAGAUCUCUCCAGGUCCACAGAAAACCCACCUGAACACCGUCUGAGUUCAGAGUCUGCAGCUGCAGGGAAGAUGAUGCCAGCAGGAGGUGUCCGGAGGAUCUGAACUGACAGGAAGUCAGAAGAAAAACAAUCUCUCCGCAGGAGGAGACAUGCUGCCCCAGGAUGUCAGGAAGCAGAAACCCGGCCGGGUGUCGGAUCCGUUUGGGGGAAGUGGGGACGGCCCUCAGGUUCCGCCUCGACGCUUUAGGAACCGGGACUUUCCUGUGAGCGCGAAGCGCCGGAGGUCCGGUUCCGCGCCUGAGCGCAAGGUGAACUGCGUCCUGGUUGGAGACGGAGCGGUGGGGAAGACCAGUCUGGUCGUCAGCUACACCACCAACGGAUAUCCCACCGAAUAUGUCCCCACAGCGUACGACAACUUCACCGUGAUGGUUGUGGUGGACGGGAAACCGGUGAGGGUGCAGCUGUGCGACACGGCCGGACAGAAGUGGGGGCUGGUUGACGGAUCGGUUAAUGACGAGCUGGAGCGUCUCCGGCCGCUGUGCUACAAGAACGCUGACGUCUUCCUCCUCUGCUACAGCGUGGUCCGUCCCUGUUCCUUCCGAAACCUGACCGACAAAUGGCUUCCCGAGAUCCGCCAGCACUGUCCUGGUGCACCCCUUAUCCUGGUCGGCACCCAGCUGGACCUGAGAGAAGAUGUCCAGGUGCUGAUCCACCUGGCGCAGAACCAGCAGCGGCCGGUGGGAACUGAAGAGGGCCAGCGGCUGGCCCAAGAGCUCGGGGCCGUGAGUUUUGCGGAGUGCUCAGCUCUGACUCAGAAGAACCUGAAGGACACUUUUGAUUCGGCCAUACUGGCCAGCUUCCAGCAGACGGUCUGUCCCAGUGUCCAGCAGCAGAAGCUGACCCUGAGGAAGAAGACUCCUGAUAAGAUCAGGAGCCUCUCAGAAACCUGGUGGAGGAAGAUCAACUGUCUGGUGGGAGAUCAGAGCUGUGAAUUUAGUUAAAGCUGCACCGUUUUCACCACACAGGGUGAUGCAAUGAGGACCAGAUGGAGUCAGUCAUGUUGUUUGUUAUGAACUUUGUUUCAUCAUAUCUGUAGAUAUUUAUUUCAAAUAGAAAUUUAUUUAUUUAUUCUUAUUUUCACUGUCUGCAUUGAUCAUGUUACUAAAAUUUAUUACUCCUGCACAUGUGAGUUUUUCUUCUGUAAACUCUGUAAACUG